GGAAGGCUCCAGGAGAUGGGAUAUUUAAGAUGCUGUGAAAUCUUAUAGUGCAGAUCACAGAACAAAGACAAACUGAGAAAGUAAGGAAGAAAAAGUCUCCUUCCCCAGACUCCAGCAGCAGAAGGAAAACAGAAUAUAUUUUUUCCUCGAUAAGAAGUCAUACGACUUAUCAGUAUCCUUCACUGGAACGGAAUUCCAGCGCACACUUAUAGAUAAGCAAGAUGAAUUUUAAUUAUUUUGCAUUGACCAGUAUUUUUAUAUUCUGCCUUGGAGCUUGCCCUGCCCUGACGCAGAAGGCUCAGAAGAAGAAGAUUAUUGGUGCCAAUGGACUGUUGAAGGCACCUGGUUGUUGUGAAGAGGUGAAAGACUUGAAAGUGCAGAUUGCCAACCUCACCAGCCUCCUGGCAGAGCUGACCAAGAAGCAAGAGAACGACUGGGUGAACGUUGUCAUGCAGGUGAUGAAGCUGGAAGGAAGCCACAAGCAAAUGGAGACGAGAGUGACCGACGUGGAAGGAAAGUACUCAGAGAUGAACAACCAAAUGGACAUCAUGCAACUACAAGCGGCGCAGACCUUAACACAAACCUCGGCAGAUGCAGUAUAUGACUGCUCUUCACUUUUCCAGAAGAAUUACAAGAUCUCUGGGGUCUACAAACUUCCAGCAGAUGAUUUCUUGGGAAGUUCAGAGCUUGAGGUGUUUUGUGACAUGGAGACGCAAGGUGGAGGCUGGACGCUAAUACAGAGACGAAAGGUCGGCCUGACCUCCUUUAACCGUGACUGGAAGCAGUAUCGUGAUGGAUUCGGCAACAUCCGUGGAGACUUCUGGCUCGGAAAUGAGCAUAUCUUUCGCCUAACAAGGAGGCCAACUAUUCUGAGAGUUGAGUUAGAGGAUUGGGAAGGACGUGUCCGAUACGCAGAAUACGACCAAUUCUCAAUCAGUAACGGGCAAAACAGCUAUCGUCUCUUCUUGGGGAAUUACAGCGGCAAUGCCGGCCGAGACUCCCUUCGCUACCAUAACAACACCUCAUUCAGCACCAAGGACAAAGAUAAUGACAAGUGCCUGGAUGACUGCGCAGGACUGCGUAAAGGUGGAUAUUGGUAUAACUGCUGCACUGACUCUAAUCUUAAUGGCAUCUACUACCGCAAUGGAGAUCACACCAAGCACCCGGAUGGGAUUAGCUGGUAUGGGUGGCACGGAUCUUCCUACUCUUUGAAGAGAGUGGAAAUGAAAAUACGCUCGCAAGACUUCCAGCCCUGAGGGAUAAACCAUGACAAUUAUAUGUGUAAAGCAGCCAAUGACCUCAACCAAAGCAGCGCCUAUUCCUUCCCCGGCGCAUUUAAUUCCUUUUCUUUCUUGUAGAAUUCACCUGCACUGUGUAUGUAAUGAGCUAAAUGGAUGGAGAGAUGAGGAAUCGACCAUCCUGAGAUAUGGCGACAGCAGCUAGGGAUGCAAAAUAAGCUCCUCUUGCAAUAAAGAGAUGUGUGUGUGAUGACUUAGGUCUCCUGAUGACAGUGACAGAAAUGCUUAAUGUCCUUCAAAGAGUUUAAGAGCAAUGAACUGAGGGGUGAAAUAAACACUGAACCAAGACCAUCUCUGGGAAUUCCAGUCCCAGGGGAAAAGAGAUAUUUAAAGAAUAAAAGUGAAAUGAUCCCCAUGACAACCACUAGGAGGCAUAUCUAUGUCCCAUCACAAUCUAGUAGAGUGUUAUUCUAUAAACUUGCCACCCCAUGUAAAGAUGUGUAUAUAGACCAUUCCUCGCGAUGUGAUUGCUUUAGAAUACUGUAAAGUCUAUUUUUAUUUCUUUCAAAAAAAUAACUGGAAAGAACAGAACGUAUUGUGGCCUGAUGGUCAAAAAAUAAACUUUUUUU
This is a messenger RNA of Pelobates fuscus (common spadefoot toad), 1867 nucleotides long. RefSeq names its product angiopoietin like 7 (gene ANGPTL7). NCBI's taxonomy places the organism in Eukaryota, Metazoa, Chordata, Amphibia, Anura, Pelobatidae. The coding region runs from base 222 to 1256 and encodes 344 amino acids. The transcript has 5 exons. The record is from RefSeq and is a predicted model, not a curated record.